AUGAGUAAAAGAGUGAGCUUCAGUUAUGACUCUAUGGCUGAAGAUCCAAAUAUCUUCAACAAAACUGUGGUAACAGCAAAAUCACUACAACACAAGGGCCAUAAUCGGCGUUCCGAAUGCGACGUUCAGUCUCCGGAAAGCAUCUCCUCCACCACCCCUAGAGCAUUUUUAGCCGAGAAGUUCCUGAAACGUGUGGGAGCAAAGGUGACAAGAGCUCUGAGUAUUGUAUCUGCAAAAAGUUCUUCACGGAGGGAGGUAUCUUCGUCGAAUUUGCUACGGUCGAGGUCUGUUGCGCUUGAUUCUCAGAGGGCUGAAGCUGUUGAAGAUUGCAUUGAGUUCUUGAAUUCUUCUUCUUCUUUGCAUAAAUCCAACUCCGCUUCUUGA
Molecule: messenger RNA, 384 nt
Organism: Daucus carota subsp. sativus
Lineage: Eukaryota; Viridiplantae; Streptophyta; Magnoliopsida; Apiales; Apiaceae
Exons: 1
Coding region: 1-384 (127 amino acids)
Source: RefSeq, a predicted model, not a curated record